AUAUAUAUACAUAUACAUGUAUAUAUAUAGUGAGCGUAUCAUCUCUCUCUCUCUCUCUCUCUCUCUCUCUCUCUCUCUCUCUCUCUCUCUCUCUUUCUCUCUCUUAUUCACAUGUUGGCUAAUUAUAGCAAUAAAUGUUUUCUCCUUCGCAUACAUCAAACCUCUCCUCAUUUUCGUAUUGUCAAUUUGUAUUUUUAAUUGUUCUCUCUUUCUCUCUCUCUCUCUAUCUCUCUCUCUCUCUUUCUCUUUCUCUCUCUUUCACGUUUCAAGUCAAUCGUCAUAUUAAUUAUACCGAAUCAUUUAAAGACUCGAAAUCUAUUUUAUCGGUGACACUUGUUUACUCUAUUCGUCGAGGUUCAACGAAAGAAGCACGUGAUCCUAUCAAGAUACGAAGAGGAUCAAGGUCGAGGAUGACUUGAAGAACUUAUGCGCGGUCGUGAUGGAGGAUUCUAAGGAUUUCGAUUGCGAGGAAGAGAAGCCAUUGGUCGCUAGAAGACGAAGAAGUUCAUCUUUGCGUGACAUGAACAGGCACACGUGUUCGAGGUGUUCGAAAAGCUACAUACACGCAUGGCAUCUUAAAAGGCAUACCAAAUUUGAAUGUGGACAGGAACCGAAAAUACAAUGUCCUUAUUGUGCUGCUAGGAUGAAACAACGUGGACACGUUUAUAGACAUAUUAGACAGUGUCAUCGUGGACAAAGCGUUUACGUUAUCGAUUUGAAUUGAUUUUUCAAAGGUCAACCAAUUGAUAUCAGAAAUUAUCAUCAUCGACGAUUGUCUCCUGUUAUCGUGCUACUUUAUCGUACUCUACUCUAUAUGUAAUCCAAUUCGGACAAUUUAUUUAUAGAAUUCUUCUUCCAAAUGAGAAAAAAAAAAGAAGAAGAAGAGAAGAAAAAAAAAGAGAAAAGGAACUCGAACGAUAUUUUUGUCAUUGAUAAUGCGGAUCAACAAAAAAGAGAGAGAGAGAGAGAGAGAGAGAGAGAGAGAGAGAGGGAGAGAGAGAGAGAGAAGAAAACAGAAAGAAAGAAAAAAG
Molecule: messenger RNA, 1031 nt
Organism: Vespa velutina
Lineage: Eukaryota; Metazoa; Arthropoda; Insecta; Hymenoptera; Vespidae
Product: longitudinals lacking protein, isoforms A/B/D/L-like
Exons: 2
Coding region: 440-724 (94 amino acids)
Source: RefSeq, a predicted model, not a curated record